Suillus subaureus is the source of this 2658-nucleotide messenger RNA. Its product is annotated as WD40-repeat-containing domain protein. NCBI's taxonomy places the organism in Eukaryota, Fungi, Basidiomycota, Agaricomycetes, Boletales, Suillaceae. The transcript has 4 exons. Bases 1 to 2658 code for a protein of 885 amino acids. The record is from RefSeq and is a predicted model, not a curated record. Gene Ontology annotation, molecular function: protein binding.
AUGGACACGAAGAAAGUGACUGCAUUCGCGUUCUUCAAAGACGGUCGGCGGAUCGUAACUGCUUCAGAGAAUGAAACCCUGCGAAUCUGGGACGUGGAGAAAAGAACAUUGGUGGGAGGACCAUUUGAGGGACACAGAAACGACGUGACAUCAAUCGCUGUAUCACCAGACGAUAGACAAAUUGCGAGUGGUGGGAGAGGUAGAGCCAUCAUCAUCUGGGACGUCAAUAGCAAGCAGAUGGCAUUCGAUCCACUGGGUCGAGUCGGUGUGUUUCUCCCUCAAUGGAAAGAGACUGACAAUGGGACAUGUGAUGCAAGAGUUAUUAUAUGGGACGCGGAGACUGGCGCUGUCCUCUCAACACUCGGGGUUGGGAGUGCGAUGUAUUGUGUCGCCUUCAGCCCAGAUGGGCUAAAAUUAGCAUCCGGAACAUGGCGUAACAUUCAGGUCUGGAGCACCGACAACGCUGAGCCUCUUCUCUGGAUCCACGCUCACCAAGAUUUCGUUCAAAGCGUUGUGUGGUCGCCUGACGGUCAGCAAAUUGUCUCUGCCUCAUAUGACAGGACAAUCAAGUUUUGGGACUCGUCGACUAGGACUCAGAUCGGUCAACCUUGCACCGGUCACACUUCCUACGUCCACUCACUUGCCAUUUCUUCUGAUGGCUUCUUCAUUGCCACUGCCUCGAGCGACAAUACUGUGCGCCUGUGGAACACAAAGCCACACCAGCAGAUAGGACAGGCACUCGAACACACCAAACGUGUUUACUGCGUCGCCAUUUCUCCCAACGGAGAUCUGCUCGCGAGUGGGGACAAUGAUGGGAGUCUUCAGCUCUGGUCCAUCGAGAACACACUUUCCGCAGCAUUCGAGAUGGGCUCUUCAUACUUUAUGCGUCGCAGUAAGGUGAAGUUGGGCCUAAAGCUCUAUGUGGAGGCCCUUUCGGACGCAGAGAAGGUCAUUGAACUCAAUCCUUCGUCUCAUCUUGGAUACGAAUUGAAGCAUGCAGCGCUUCGUGGAGCACAUCGCUAUGAUGAUGCAUUCGAGGCCUUCACAAUCAUGCUCUCUAAGUUGGAUGAUGCACCCGACCCACAGAUACGACAGCUACGCCAGCAAUACGUCAGUCAAUCUGAAGUAGAAUAUGCCAUUCGACGAGCUAUUCACACUCAACUGAAAAACGCUCCCCUUCGUCUAAUUAACACUACUGGACGUUUGUGCAAUCGAGAGGCGCAGAUCGACGCAUUCACGGAGAGUACAGCGUACAAAGAGCUUUUGCAUUCGCUGGUGAUACACGCGCCCCUCCAAACAGAGUUCAUUAAAGAAGCGGUCGCGAAGUGGGAAAGGAAAGAGCCGCUGCUGUACGAUAUUCAGGGCAAGGACAUAUACGAAUUGGAUCCGGUCGGAACCGUGGCGAAGUUGCAGAAGUUCUGCGGAGUCGCUCGUGACGCGGGGCAUCGUUGGGCGUGGAGUGAUACGUGCUGCAUCGAGCAGAACAACAAUGUUGAGCUCGGAGAAUCAGUUAACUCCAUGUUCAUCUGGUAUCACUACUCAGCGCUCACCAUCGUCUAUCUAUCGGAUGUUCCUCCUUCGUCAGAGUCUGGUGCACUCGCAAAUAGCAUUUGGAACACACGAGGAUGGACCGUUCAGGAGUUCCUCGCUCCUAAAAUUGUUCUCUUCUACCAAGCAGAUUGGUUCCUAUAUCUCGACGACCGCUCACGCAACCACAAGGAAUCUAUCAGUAUCAUGAGCGAGUUGGAGCGUUCAACUGGUAUAAAUGCGCGGGCGCUCGUUGCCUUCCGCCCAGGGAUGAGAGAUGCCCGAGAGAAACUGCGAUGGGCGUCAAACCGUGACACCACGAGGGAAGAAGACAUUGCCUACUCUUUGUUUGGCAUAUUUGAUGUCAGCCUUCCUGUAAUCUACGGAGAGAAAAGACAAAAGGCGCUCGGACGACUGUUGCAGUACAUCAUAGCGCAUUCGGGUGACAUCACAGCCCUUGAUUGGGUGGGUCAAUCGUCCAACUUCAACAGUUGUCUCCCAGCCGAGAUUUCCUCAUACAAGGCUCCGUCGUGCACGCUGCCAUCUCUAUCUGAACACGACAUGGAGGUAUCGGUCUCCACGUUGCGAAACAAUAUUGUGGUUGUGGAGUCGGCUUCGAAAUUGUAUACCCUUCUUGAGAAUCUCAGCUUUCUUCGUUUUGCAGACACCAGACUGCAAUUGCCUUGCAUCGCAUUUCCUCUCACAGAAGUCAGGCGGAGGCCUGUUCAAGACGGGGCCAGAUGUUUCACUUAUGACAUCAAGGCAAACGGGCUACACGACCUGCUAGUGACAACGAAAGACAAGCUAGCUCAAUUCUCGCCAGCAAGGCGUACUCGGCAGACAUUCUUGCUCGUCCGUCCGUGGAAUCGGUAUGAUCUCGAGUUGGUCGACUUUACAGACGAGACGCAGAGCGUGGACGAUUGGCCCGAUGAGCCUGGAGAUGUUGAGCUGGUUACCAGAGAGUUGAAGCUGUUAGUUCGCCUCGGACAGCCUUUUGGCGCACUUUUACUGGCGCAACAGCGUGGUGGGGAGUAUAAGAGAAUCGCUUCGGAUAAUAGAAUCAUCGCGCAAGUUAGAGACAUCGCCUCUGCUGUUGAGAUGAUGGACAUCAGGACACCGGAGAUAUUAUAG